Messenger RNA from Trichoderma atroviride IMI 206040, 5028 nucleotides. The record is from RefSeq and is a predicted model, not a curated record. Lineage: Eukaryota; Fungi; Ascomycota; Sordariomycetes; Hypocreales; Hypocreaceae.
GUUCGGCGUUGGGGUUGUCUGUCGUGGCUGAAUUCGGAGAUGUAAUAAGAGGAUAUUCUUUGUGAGGCUAUUGAGCUGUGGGGUAGUGGAAGGGGGGUUACUGUGUCUUUGUAUAUCGGUACAUGCUAAUAUGCUCCGACUGAUGUUUUCAAGGACGGCUUUAUUGCCAUAGCCCUUGUCAUAAAAUUGACUAGUAUGUUGUAUGGCGUAAUUCUAUUAUUUUGGUCUCUUGUUUCGUGAUAUCAUGUCAAUUGCUUGUGGUGGAGUCCCAUGCGGGGCUACCCUGGAGUGGUGAGAUGGGCUAAAUUUUCACCUCUCAUUUGCUGCCUCCAGUGAUCCGGGGGAACCAGUAAAUGACUUUCGUCUUGGGUGGUAGUAUGUAAAGAAUAGUACUCAGAUAUUUGGCAAAUUGAAGUCUCUUCUUUGUGGGGUUCAAGUCCCUCGGUCGUGCAGCUGUGCUUCGACGAAGUCAGCGCACUUGACGACAAGGGAAAGUUUAACCAACACCACAACUGGGACUCGACAGGGCAGCUAGUUCAUAUCUGAAUAUACAACUACUGAAAAAAUUUAAAAGUUUGAUAUAAGCAUGGUCAAAAUAGAGGACUCCCGACAAGCCCGCUCUCAUUUGCUCCAUGCGCAAGCCUUGACAAAGAAGCCUUUGAAGCGUCCAGUGCACGUAACUUGAGAGUGUGCCCAAAACGUCUUCAGGGUCUCGAAAUUUCCGGAUUAGGAACUCAAAGAGCUGUCAAAAUGCGCCAAAUAUAUCUUUCUGCUCAAAUUAAACAUGCUUCAAAAGAAGAAGAAGCGCACUGAGGUUAUAAUGCGUAGCCAAGGUUACGACCAUUGAAGCUGAAGGACGGCCGAUAUUUUUUCUUCUUCUCCAUUUGUCUUGAUCAACUUUCUUUCCUACGUUUACCUGCAAAAAACCAUCAUCAGAUGUUAGCGAAUGAAUAGGUGACUUUCUGAAGAACACGCACAGCACUACACACUUACGGUUUUGGGGGUAUCGUGACAGCAUUAGCCAUGUCAGUUGCCGUCUGCUCAGCAGUCACAGAGGUGGAAGAAGUGGAAGUUUUUCCGCCAAAUGUGAAACCUCGCCUCCGAGGGCGUAAACUCGUUGAAGACGAAACUGCUGGGAAACUACAGCUCGAGCUCUUGGAGAGGGUUGAAGAUAUCCUUGAGAAGAUAGGGAAGAUACUCUCUCGAAAUUUCCAUAAGCUACCUAUGAAAGCUCAGGAACUGGGUUCUUCGACUGGACCGGGGGAUCUCUUGCAGCGGUUGAAUCUUCUCACCAGAGAUCGUGCCUUGGACGAAUUUCUACAGAAGAACCGCUCUUGCCGUCAGCUAUUCUCAGAGUUGUUGUGCUGUCGCUACUCAUACCUAAAGGAGCCAGAGAGCCGGCGUUUGCAACCUCUUGCAACAGACUUGACCUCAAAAGACGCGAUUCUCGAGUGUAUAGACGCAUACGAUGGCUUCGAUCCCAUUUACAGCGACUCACUAGGGGCUUUUUCGAUUACGGACCCCAUCUCUCUCCACGAGCUUGAGUUGGUGGAGAAGAUGUAUUCCCAUAUGGAUAAGCUGUUAAGCAAGGAGUCGGUCGACGAAGCUGACGUGCCAAAUAUGGCGCCUCAUCUCAAAGAAGCUCUCACUGUAGUAUUUGCCAAGCUUUCAGAACAUUCAAAAAGGUUUCAGCACGAGUUUCAAAAGAAGAUAUUCUCCCAGCUGCCGGCAAAGUCUGGGAUCGAGCUGGAAAUGACCAUCGAACAACAUGAUCUAGGAGAAGACGAAGACGGAGAUGAGAGCAUGGAUUUUGAAACCGAGUCCUCGCAAAACUUGAACCAACGACCUGGGACUCCCAUCCCUCCAGCUGAUUCCCCGCUGCAGCCAUACAAAGAAUGGCAUAUCGAAGGACCAAAAGUUCAACUAGCCAGGGCGAAAAACUUCCUUGCUGACUGCGACGUCGAUCGGACGGCGGACUGGAAGCACAAAAUCGCAGAGCUGACCGAGUACCUCGCAUAUCUGGGCUCUCAAGCUCAGGGAGACGAAGAUUGGUUUCACGAUCUCGAAGACGUUCACAACAUGCUUCAGGCACACGCCAUCUUUGAGAACUACCAUUACGGUGAGCAACAACUCAUCGUCGACUUUCCAACGAACAUCUGGCCGACGCAGAGCAAAAGACUGCCUCCGCUCCCAGGCCCUGAGAUCACCCUUCGCCCUGGGCGGCGUGACUUGACAGCCCCUAGACGUCUUCUCCAUGCAGAUGUGGCCAGUGCCUAUGACCAGCGAUACGAGCUGCCGGCCGAGACCCUGAGAAGAGAUUAUCUGGAGCCUUACUGGAAGGACAGUGAGAGGUUUUGGGCAGCUAGUCCAUGUGCUGAGGCGACAGAGCCGGCAAAUCUUGCGGCUUGCGAGAAUGAAGCUUACGAGGAAUGCAUGGAUGGCGACAUGGCGCAGACGGUAAAGUUUCUCGAGGGCAAAGGCAGUUUCCGUCCUCCAAAAAGCCACGAUAGCGCCUUGAAGGUCAAUAGAGGCACUCUGGAAGCGUUUGCUAGAUUCCACGGCGGCAAGCGUGCUGCUGUUCAGCACUGCCUCAACAUCUUCAGCCAUGACGAGAAUCGGAAAAUGUGUAGCUCUUUGCGCGUUCUCGCUCUGCCUGAGCCUGUUGACGGGAAAAAGAAGAAGAAGUCCGAUGCUGGAGUUUUCUUCACUACCAAGAAGCUGGCGAAUCCGCCCGAGAAGGAAUCGAGAGAUCCUUGGGCUUAUACGAGAUCCUAUCAGCAGUUCAAGAAUGAGCAACUGCGCUGGGCUCAGUGGGUCAAGGGUAAUUCUAUCGAGAAGCCUCUUGGAGUCAACGAGGUCAGUACAGGCCUCCCUCAUAACUGGAAGGGACCCGUCAUGUCAGAUCAGAUGAGUCUCAGUAUGAGAAAGACGUACGAGCAUCUGCGCCGCUGCCAAAAGAUCCAACAGGGAUUGAAGCGAGCUGCGAACCGAGCACCUCGAGACUUCAUCACUAGACUUUUGGAAGCCGUGGAAGCUGGUCUGGCUGGGGAACGAUCGGCAACAAAGGAGAUGAAUCUGUUAUUUGGCGAGCACGAGUACGAAUCGACUAAUAAACGUACUCUUGCGAAUAUCCGCCCUACAGAGGCGGCGUGGCUAGAGUAUAUUUGCCAACCGUCGCGGAAUCGUCCAUACAUGCUGGACGAAUCCCUUCGGAGGCUGGGAGAAAUCAUGCUAUCCAGAGUGGCGCGCAUGAUGAAUGAUAUUAGCCCUGUAUCGUUAUUCUGGGAUAUGAAGCCCAAGACGAUGCGUGCAUUCUUGAAAGAGCUGAAUGUUGGAUGUCGUGGGCCGGUUAAGAGAUAUAAAUUCACUGAGGAGGAUGUUAAACUGCUGGCACCAAAGUUGCAUGAUUUGAAGGUGCUGAGACUAUACACGAAUGUACUGAAUGGAGAAUGGAUGUUUGGUCGGCCAGAGACAGAGUUUCAUCCCGAAGACUUGGUCAAAUGGCCAGAUUAUGAGCCUCGACAACAGCAACAGCAAAGCCAGUCGUCAGAUGAUAAUUCCCUCGAGCAAGUCUCUGUCAUCCCGGGAUCCUCUGAAGACUUCUACGAGUAUCCUAGAGGUAUGCCUAGAAGGGAAGACGUCAUCUCUCUUCGAGACUUCAUCAGGAAUCCCGUAAGAAGUGCCGAGUGGCAUUGGCGGAUGACAAACUUCUUCCACUGCUUGGGUUACCGCCUAGGCCAAACGCUCAAGACACUCAAGAGAGUGCAUGAAGAGAAUCAAGACAAGAUCCGAGACGCUGACAUACAGGAAGACAAUGACUCUGUUCUCCGCGCCGCAAUCUCACGCUGGGAAGAUGAUGCCGAGAGGCUUCCCAACGACCCAUUAAACUGCCCAGAAGAGGAGAACAGCUCCUGGCGUAUGACAAUGACAUACCAGGACGUGGUCAAAACGGCGGAUCCAGAUACUUACGAACGAUACCAAUCGGCGUGGGCAGAAGAUGGCCGUUCCGCGUGGAAAGAGGCCUCUGAGAUUGUACGCAAGAAUCUCAUACGUGAGGCGUAUGAGAACAAGACCAUGUUGUGGCCGCUCCCUCUGCCGUACAAUAGCUACGCCGCGAACCACCAAGUUGCAGAUCCGACAUCCUGGCGAGAGCGGCUCGCGACGCACUGGAAAGGCAAAGAGUCCACGGCGGCCUAUCAAGCUCGAGCUGAUGCCCUUGAUGCCCACAUCCAGAAAGAAGCGGAAAAUUCUGAAAAGGAACGAGACGCCACAGCAGCUCAGAAACAAAAUCUGAAAACGAAACGGCGCGAACCGGUCUGGACAUUCGGACAUCCGUCAAGAAAAAAGGCUGUCCACUUGUUUUGGGAUAUCAACAACUGGCCGGUGCAUCUCCAGUCGGAGCGCAAAAGGCAGAUUAUUGCGUCUCGAGGACCUAAGAAAGGAAAACACGGUGAUGACGUCGCGAGUAAUGAAGCUGCUGCUGCUGCUUUUGCUGAAAAGAUGGAGAUUGAACAAGAUGAGAUUCGAUUUUACACAAAGGCAAUGCAGCGGCGCAAGUUUAUUCCUGGCAUGCGUGGAUUUAUGAUGGGAGACACGCCUCUUCAAAAGAAGAAGAUUGAGAAUAGGAUGAAGAUGAAGCUUGUGCCAACGGCAUCUAAGAAACGCACCUGGAGAGAUGUCCUCAAAUCGGUCGUCUUGGGUUCUCCUGAAAAGAGGAAAUCCGAAGCGAUUUCCGACGACUUGCCACCUCUGCCUGCAGAUCAGAUACCCCAGAGCCGACCGACGAAAAGACGUCGUACCCAGACGUUGCUAGAAAAGAUGGGCAAAGGCGAGGAGCGAGAUUUGUUCGCAAUGGCUAGAGGCGAGAAAGGUAUUCGAGAAACACCCAGCACGGUUCCUGUUUAUGCUCGGGGCGUGCCUUUGGCGAUGGGCGAGGUGACGUAUCAUCUCCCUGAAACAAGAACCCAGGGAGAUGCGAUGGAUGUUGAUGAGCCCAAGAUUGAACUUGGAUUGCCGAUGAAGAGAUAG